AUCGAGAGCUGGGAUACUGACAGCUGUCUGAUCAAUGAGACAAAAUUUCCUACUCUGAAUUUGAUCUCCGACAAUGCCGACUUCUUCAGCAUGACUUCUGGCCCCACAAAUGGUUCACGUGACAUCAGAAUAAACAAGUUUUAUGGCGUGAAAAGAGAUCGAUUCUAUGUUCGAAAUAACGGGAAUGGAGUGCUCUCCUUCAAAUUCGAGCCUGACGAAUUGACCUCUCAAGCUACAAUUCGUGGUCCAGGAUGGAAGGAGGAGUAUAUCCUCGCCAAGGGGGACAUUUAUUGGUCACUCGAUGAUAAGCAUGGAGCACAACACGCUCUAAACGGCAAAGCUUUUGCAUUAGAAAUGCAACUGGUUCAUUAUUUAAAGACUUUGGGGUCACUCGAAAAAGCAUCCAAGAACGCAGAGGGAGUUCUAGUGACGAGUAUUCUUUUUGAGGCAACUGGAAGACCAAGCCCUCAAAUGGAACCACUCGCAAGAUCUGCAAUGUCGGUCGGAUUCCCAAACAAGAGAUGGAAACAAGUUCAUGGACCGAUAGAUCUCAAAAUGAUUUACCCCGUAGACAUGUCAUACCUCACAUACAACGGACCUUAUAUUCACGAACCUUGUACAAAAAAUGCUCUUUGGUUCGUGUUUAAAACACCACUGCCAGUCUCAUUCUCACAGCUUCAACGAUUUCGAGAAUUAAGAAAGCACAACUCCCAACGGUGUUCAGGGGUCUUCAUACCACUCUCCCGUUCCACAGAUAAAAGCAGUGAUCGAGCUGUGAAGACUUCCAAUGGGCGCGUAUACCUAAGCAUUGUGCCUCAAGAAACACUGACUAAUGGUGGACGUACCAGAAUUCCUAACAGCGUAAUAAAAAUAUGCAUUGCGGUGAUUGUGGUCUUACAGUUUAUUUGUAUGCAAAUCACUUGAUGGCUUAUCAUGUAGGUAACUAUACUGAAAUGUAUUUACGUAAGACGAGUGAAUAAAUCAUGAUGUAAUCUCAUCUCAAGUCACAAAUGGU
Molecule: messenger RNA, 1015 nt
Organism: Folsomia candida
Lineage: Eukaryota; Metazoa; Arthropoda; Collembola; Entomobryomorpha; Isotomidae
Product: carbonic anhydrase 1-like
Exons: 4
Coding region: 91-924 (277 amino acids)
Molecular function (GO): carbonate dehydratase activity; zinc ion binding
Source: RefSeq, a predicted model, not a curated record